AUGGAGAGGAAUACCACAUAUUUUAGGAACUUAUUGGAGGGCUCUCUGCUGGAAGACAUCAAGCCAUUGAGUGGGGACCUCAACAAGUCUAUUCUCCACACCCGAGAUGAAGAACUUGCUAAGGUUGAGAUUGGUAUUCUGGCUGCUAUCUUGGUGGUGACUGUGGUGGGAAACCUGGGUAUCCUUCUGGCCAUGUAUCGCCUUCGGAAGAAGAUGAGCCGGGUGCACCUUUUCAUUCUUCACCUGGGACUGACAGACCUUGGGGUGGCCCUCUUCCAGGUAUUUCCCCAGAUGAUUUGGGAAAUGACCUAUCGUUUCCAGGGUCCUGAUCCACUCUGCAAGGUUGUCAAGUACCUGCAGGUGCUAAGCAUGUUUGCCUCCACAUACAUGCUUAUUGCCAUGACACUGGAUCGCUACAUGGCUGUGUGCUACCCACUGCGUACUCUACGGCAGCCAACCUGCCAGGCAUAUCUAAUGGUUGGAGUCACUUGGCUACUAAGUUGCUUGCUUAGCAUACCUCAGCUCUUCAUCUUCUCAGUAAGGGAAGUCCGCCAAGGUUCUGGUCUGCUGGAUUGCUGGGCAGAGUUCAAAUACCCUUGGGGAGUCAAGGUGUAUAUUACAUGGAUGACUUUGUGCGUCUUUGUACUGCCGGUGGUUAUCCUCUCUGUUUGUUAUGGCCUGAUCUGUCAUAAGAUCUGCAAGAAUCUUAGAGGAAAGACUCAAAGAUGUGGUCUCUCUGCAGCAGAUGCUAUCUCAUACAUAGCCACUGAUCAGAAUGGAGCAGAAGGGUACCAUUCUGGGUCUCGGGUUAGCAGUGUGCGUACCAUAUCUCGUGCCAAGAUCCGCACAGUAAAGAUGACUUUUGUCAUAGUGAUGGCCUAUGUUGCUUGUUGGGCACCUUUCUUCAGUGUACAGAUGUGGACAGUGUGGGAUAAGAAUGCACCCAAUGAUGAGUCAAGCGAUGUGACUUUUACCAUCACCAUGUUGCUGGCCAGCCUUAGCAGCUGCUCUAAUCCCUGGAUUUACAUGUUUUUCAGUGGGCAUCUCUUUUAUGGUGUCCUCCACUUUUUCUCCUGCUGCGGCAAUCUCCGGUCCAAUCUCAGGCGGCAGCUGUCCAAUGGCAGCGUCUGCAGCCGUAAAACUACCAUCUUGAGCCACAGUCCUCAGAGCACCCCAGAUCCGAAUGCUGCUGGGAUCCAGAUGCAAGUGGCAAAUAUGAAAGAAUUCUACCAACCUUACGAAGAUACAGUGAUUGAUUCAGGGACACUUUAA
Molecule: messenger RNA, 1272 nt
Organism: Pseudonaja textilis
Lineage: Eukaryota; Metazoa; Chordata; Lepidosauria; Squamata; Elapidae
Gene: AVPR1B
Product: arginine vasopressin receptor 1B
Biological process (GO): positive regulation of vasoconstriction; cellular response to hormone stimulus; regulation of systemic arterial blood pressure by vasopressin
Cellular component (GO): plasma membrane
Molecular function (GO): vasopressin receptor activity; peptide binding
Source: RefSeq, a predicted model, not a curated record